This is a messenger RNA of Staurois parvus, 736 nucleotides long. The record is from the annotation of a GenBank genome assembly. Lineage: Eukaryota; Metazoa; Chordata; Amphibia; Anura; Ranidae.
CGCGGGCACUGGGUCAGACAUUGGAUCGUCUGGCUGGACAGCGGGCAUCGGAGUCACCAGGCAUCAGGUCAUUUGGCUCGGACAGCGGGCACCGCGUCAUCUGGCAAGACAGUGGGCACCAAGUCACCAGGCACGACAGCGGGCUCUGAGUCAAUUGGCACGACAGCGGCGGCACCGGGUCAUCAGGUACCGGAUUUCUGGCUCGACAGCGGGCAUCGGGGGUCACCAGGUAUGACAGCGGGCACUGGGUCACCAGGCAUCAGGUCAUUGGCUUGCCAGCGGGCACCGCGUCAUCUGGCAAGGCAGUGGGCACCGGGUCACCAGGCAUUGGAUCGUCUGGCUCGACAGUGGGGCAUCGGGGUCACCAGGUAUGACAGCGGGCACUGGGUCACCAGGCAUCAGGUCAUUUGGCUCGCCAGCGGGCACCGCGUCAUCUGGCAAGGCAACGGGCUCUGAGUCAAUUGGCACGACAGUGGGCACCGGAUCAGGUACCGGAUCAUCUGGAUCCACAGAGGGGCAUCGAGUCAACUGGCCUAAUUAGGAUCAUCAGGCUGGAUCAGUUCAUCAUGCUGGGUAGAGGCAUCAGGUCUGAGUGGAGGCAUCAGGGCUGAGUAGAGGCAUCAGGCUGAGUAGAGGCAUCAGGCUGAGUAGAGGCAUCAGGAUGAAGAGAGGCAUCAGGCUGAGUAGAGGCAUCAGGCUGUCUUACAGGCAUCAGGCUGAAGAGAGGCAUCAGGCA